This is a messenger RNA of Caenorhabditis angaria, 698 nucleotides long. The record is from the annotation of a GenBank genome assembly. Lineage: Eukaryota; Metazoa; Nematoda; Chromadorea; Rhabditida; Rhabditidae.
AUGUUGGCUAAACUAUUUAUUCUCCUAAUUUCUAUCAACUCGGCAUUUUCAGCAACUUGCAGUUUUUCGCGUUCGAAUAUUGUAGCAAGCUGGAAAUACACGAAUAAUGCUAUUCAAAUAAGUUUCACCAAUCGGAAUAUUCAAAAUAAUCAAUGGACUGCAAUCGCGUUUGGACAAAGCAUGGUAAUAUUUUAAUGUUGACGGUGGUUGGGCAUAAUAUUUAGUAACAAGAAAAUAGCAGACCAAACUCAUCUGCUUUGAUUUUCGGAGAUUUGAGUUUAAAAAGUUAAAAAGAUUCAUUUUAUCUGUGCGCCUUCCAAAUUUCUCAUUAUUUUCAGCAAAACUUGAGUGUGAUCAUCUUCCAAGUGAUGAAUAAUCAAGUAACUGUUCGAACUGGAGUCACAACUGGAUAUGGACCACCAACUUUGGAUUCAUCUCUUAAAGCCUCUCCACAAUAUGUCAAUCUCUCUGGAACCACUUUGAAUGCAGUUGUAAAUGUGCCAAUGUCAUUUAAUGGAAUGCAACUGUCAUCGUGUCAAACAUGGAAUGUAAGUUUUCUCGAUUCAAGUGGCUACUUGAAAUUUUGGAAUAAUUAAUUUCAGUUCGUUGAAUCUGGCCCAAUUCAAAAUGGUGCAAUUGGUCACCAUACUUCUAGUCCGUUUUCUGUCAAUAAUGUUUGCCCAACACAAUGUAGAUAA